ACAACACGGCACAUUAUGUGUGCCGCAUAAGCGUGUACGUAUGUAUCUGUACGCUCUCAGUAUGAAUCCAACAACGCGCCGUCAGUUCGGUCGGCUUGCGGAGAGAUUCCGAGUCCGUCGCUACUGGUCCGUAUUCGGCCGUCGCCCAUCCUAACCUCACUUUUCGAAAAGCCCGCUCUUUUAUGCGUUACGUAACGCCGCGCGACUUUGCCGCGAGUGACACAAGUGGAUGGAUUAGUGACAGUUGUUUGACAGGAACUAAAACAACUUCCUCCCUUCGCUGUACUGAUUUUGACAAUUUUUUUGCGAUAACGGUUAUGUCUCGUAGGUAACACUGGAAGGCCAUAUAGGCGAAGUACCCUACGAAAGUGCAGUAGGUUGGUCGAAGGGUCACUAUCCUGCAGCGACUAGUCCUUGGCCCUCGACCAUCAGACAUUCCCGAUUUAGUGAUGAUGGAACUAUGGACCAGGAUAUGCUAGAUGGAGGCGGUGCUAUCAACCUUUCUACGUCACAGAGACCCUCAGCAGCCACGACACCGAACGAUAGUUUACACCAAGACGACGUCGAACAGCAGGCGGCGUCGUUAGAAAAAGUGCUGAAGGAUCAGCAGCAACAUCAACAACUAGAUCUCGAAAGAAGUAGUUGGGACCAAGACCGCAACGACCGGGAUUUAAAAGGAAAUGGAAGUAUCAGUCCGCCGAAUUCGGAACAUCGGGUCCAAGACGACUCCCCUAUACCCAAUUCAGACCCGCAAAAAGCUCUCAGUGCUACCAUUCCUCCAAUUUCACAAACUGAAUCCAAACUAGCCAAUGAUUUCUCCCCUUACAAUCAGUCUCAAGCUGCUGGUCCGCAAAUGAUGCCGUCUCCUGCUUCGAACCUGCACCACAUGCAACAGCUGUUGCAACAGCACGUCCUGAGUCCUACUCAGUUACAAAAUUUGAUGAAGCAACACUCCAUUUUGCAACAGCAGCAACAACAACAUCAGCAUCAUCAGUUAGCUGAAUUAGGCAAAAAGCAAAUCGAGCAAACCAUUCAGCAGCUUCACGAGCAGCUGCAACUGAAUCUCAUACAACAGACACAUAUCCUUCAAAGUUCGGACAAGAAGAAGGCUUCGGGAUCUCUUCAGCAAUUAGCCUUGCAGCAACAGCAACUCAUACAGCAGCUACAACUGAUUCAGAGGCAAUAUGUGGUCCAUCAAGGUAUGGGAAUGCAGCCUUUGAUGAUAGCCCAAGGACAAGGAUUGAACACACGAGAUGUCAUGAGUCCUUGGAAGGAGCUAAAUGAUCAACAGCACACCUUAAAUAAUAAGCCCCCUUCGGAAAUUAAUGAUAAUUCCCCAGGAUUGCUAAGUAUGCAAAGCCGAUCAGGCAGGGAAGACUCACUGAUCGAAGAUAAACCAGUAAGGACAACGACUCCUGAUAGGGUGCACCACCAUCUUUACGGUCAUGGUGUCUGCAAAUGGCCUGGAUGUGAAACAAUUUGCGAGGACCUUCAAGCAUUUGUCAAGCAUUUAAAUACGGAACACACCCUAGACGAUAGAUCAACCGCUCAAGCUCGUGUUCAAAUGCAAGUCGUGUCUCAACUGGAACUCCAGCUGCAAAAGGAACGCGACAGGUUGCAAGCUAUGAUGCACCACUUGCAUCUAUCCAAACAGAUGGGAUCGCCUGAUCCUCACAAGGAUGCAGUUGGUGGAACGCCUGGUAAGAUUCAGGUCAGUACUCCUAUACCUCCUCCACCUGUAAAUUUGGGACCUAUGGUAUCAGCUGUGCGAUCCCCGGUGCUCCAUUCUCCAGCCUCUAACGUAGCUGGCCCGAUUAGGAGGCGUCUUAGCGAUAAAUCUGCCCUAUCGUUAGCUGGAGGUCUGCCAUAUAUGCUUGAAAGAGCUGGACUAGAUGUUCAACAAGAAAUUCAAAGGAAUCGAGAAUUUUACAAAAAUGCUGAUGUUAGACCACCCUUUACCUAUGCCUCAUUAAUUCGACAGUCUAUCAUCGAAUCUCCAGAUAAACAGCUUACGUUAAACGAAAUAUACAAUUGGUUCCAAAAUACGUUUUGUUAUUUUAGGAGAAAUGCAGCUACUUGGAAGAAUGCGAUUCGCACCAAUCUGUCCCUCCACAAGUGUUUCGUACGCUACGAGGACGACUUUGGCUCAUUCUGGAUGGUGGACGAUGCCGAAUUCGUGAAGCGUCGCCACUUGUCCCGCGGAAGACCACGGAAAUACGAUCCCACCCCAUCACCCACUCCACCCCAUUGUGCACAGAGUGGAUCAUCUAAGAGUCCUACAAUAAACCACAGCCCCACUUUGUACGGCGAUCAUAUGUCAGCUAAUCAGUUUAUACAGGCCUCGCUGUUAGAAGAAAACAAUUUACCCUUCUUAACUAGUCCAUCGAUGAUGCCUGGAAGGCCUAGAGACAGAUCUGAGUCUCCUCCCCACGAUCAUCAUAUAAGGUCUCCAAUGAAUGGUGGUCUGCAUAUAAAGCAAGAGAUGGUGAACCAAGAUCACCACAUCGUGAGGGAGCCGGAACAGAUGCAUCACAUGAUCAAGCGUGAAAUGCAAAACGAAUACGACGAUGUGGAUCACGAGCAGCAGUCGGACAACAUGGCGGAAGACUUGACAAUAUCCUCCGAUCACGUCGAUCAAACGAACAUUCUAGACGCAUAGUGAUUGAAUUAAGUGAGUGUGAUAUAGACAAGAAACACAGGAUCUCGAAUUUUACAGACUUUAAUUAAUGCUGGGUCGUAUCUUAGAUUAAAUAGUUGAUUUUUUGAUUGGUCGUUGUGUUGAGCGAAGUCAGAGUUUUUGUACAUUUAUUUGUAUAUAAAAUGUUAUAGCGAGAAUGGGUAUUGUUACUUGUUUAGGUAUGAAAUCAGAUAUUGAUUAGUCAAGUUGAGAUAUAAGUUCUUUAUAUACAGGGUUAUUUGUUAAUAUUAUGGUGAACUGUAUUCAUUUUGGCUAAGCCAAAGACUCCAGGUAAUGUUGCGUUGUAAGGAGACAUGUAAAGGAUUUCUUUUAGCAUAUCAUUUGUGCUAUUUGUGACGGUAGAACGGGAACUGCCGUUGUCUGUAUGCCAAAUAUUUGUGUUAAAACUGCGCUCAUAUAGUGAUGUAAAAUCAGCAAUAUUGUAAAUUAUUAUUAUCGUAAAGCAUAUAUUUACAAAAAGAAAAUUAUCCCAUAUCAAUCUAAAAUAGAAGCAUAUAUCAGUGUAUAAAAGAGUAGAUAACGUUUGUGACGAAAGCAUUCAUUAGGGUCAUUUCUAAUAUUAAAUAUUCUUCUCUCCCAUUUCAUGAAUACACAGUAUUUUUUGUGAUUUUUACAGGGUGUCGUUCUCUACUCACUAUAGUCAAUAUACCUUUCACAUUCGAAUGAGAAAUAUAAGAUACACAUCCUGUAUAAAAUUCCAAUUCUAUGCCAAAUAUGGCCUCUUACACUUGCGCUUUUUUUGAAAAAUGUUUUUAGACAAAUUUACAUUUUUUCUGUAAAUUGAAAUUUUUAUGUAAAUUUACACUUUUUCUGUAAGUUUACCGAUUUUCUGUAAAUUUACACUUUUCCUGUCAAUUUCUGCGUUAGUGUAAUAUUUAUAUGUGUAGUAUUUACUACACACAGAAUGUAAAUCUUUCUUCGAAAUAAAAUAACUCGUAAGUCCUAGUGAACUUAGGACUACUUUAAAAAAUGUAAACUUACAGAAAACGUGUAAAUUAACAGAAAAACAGUAAAUUUACUGAAAAUGUGUAAAUUUACCGAAAACGUUUAAAUUUAUAUUUUACAGAAAAAGUGUAAAUUUACAGAAAAACUGUAAAUAUUACUAAAAAAGUUGUUUCAACGUUGAUAUAUUCUAAAAACAUUCUAACAAAAAACGAUGAAUCAUACUGGUCAAAAUUAUGCCUUUUUGUAUCUGACAUGCUAUAGUUUCUUUAAUUUUUGUUUGCGAAAAAAAACGAACUGAUUUAAAUAAAAACAGCGUAAUUGUAAAGAGGCCUAAUAAAUAAUUGGUAUACUGGGCGUGAGUAUUUCUCCCGUCCUGUAUAAAUGUGAUAGACUCUUUAGUUCACUGCUUAUAGAACAUGAAACACUUUCAGAAAGUAUUUUAUAGAUUUUCAAUAAACUAUCUAAAUAUAAAAGUUCUUUUAUCAUUUGGCGGAUCAAAAAUUUUACUAGCAAUGUGUUAAAAUUUACUCGUACUGUAGUAGCGUGUUAUAUAUGACAUGCCAACAUAUCAUUGUAAAAAUAGAAAGAAUGGCAUCUAUAUUUCUGCUACGAAUAUCUAGAAUUUACUGUAGCAACGAUCAGGAGCAUUACGAACUGAUUGGUUAGGUGUUUGUAUUAAAAUUUCUGACUCGUAUUUAGAAUUUGACAAUUCCACAUCUCUUAGCUUAGACUAAAUAACUCUGAAAUCUUCGUGAUGCUCCUGACAAUGAUUAAAAAAACUUCCGCCUCCUGCUUAAUUUGGAUUUGUUUUUCCAAUUUUUGUUAUUCUGGGUUCAAAAUUAACUUUUGAAAAAAAAAUUAACUAGUACAUGCUGGGUUUAGUUUAUUCACGUGGUACAAUAAUAAGUCUAUUGGGAUAAAAAAAAUGAUCACAUUAUAUCAGCAGGUCAAACUUUUCCUAAACCCAGCAUUUUCAGCUAAUAUUUUUUUAUAAGUUUUGUUUAAGACAAACUUUGUUUUUUUAAAAAUAAAAAUUGCAGUA
Messenger RNA from Sitophilus oryzae (rice weevil), 4685 nucleotides. RefSeq names its product forkhead box protein P1-like. The coding region runs from base 461 to 2659 and encodes 732 amino acids. Gene Ontology annotation, biological process: regulation of transcription by RNA polymerase II. The transcript has 16 exons. The record is from RefSeq and is a predicted model, not a curated record. Lineage: Eukaryota; Metazoa; Arthropoda; Insecta; Coleoptera; Curculionidae. Gene Ontology annotation, cellular component: nucleus. Gene Ontology annotation, molecular function: DNA-binding transcription factor activity, RNA polymerase II-specific; RNA polymerase II cis-regulatory region sequence-specific DNA binding.